AUGCGGAGGAAGGAGAGGGAAGAGGCGGCUCUUGCAGAGAGGAUCAGAAGGAUACAGGGCGAGAUAGACAAGGCGAGCCACUCGAUGAAGAAUUUAGAGAGGGCGAGCAUGGAGGCAGACAGCAAGGAGGAGCCGACGGUGCAUCGAAAGGUCUCCAACGCCUCAGGCUCCGUAAGAGCGCUCAAGAUCGCUUCGGAGCAAGUGGAGGAGCUGGUCGCUCAGCGGGACGACAUGGAGGCCUUGCGUGUGAAGAUGCUCGACGAACUGAAGAAGAUGAGGAGGGGACUAGAGGAUAUGAGUAGGAAGGCUGAUCCCGAAGCCUCGUCCUCCAGGGUCUGGCCUCUCAUGUCGGCACAAGAGCAGGAGAUGCAGGAGGUUGCGAGCGAGAUGGCGCGGGUGCUGCUGAGGACAGGAUCGUACUUCCACAGCAGCAUCGAGCGACAGCAACUUGCUGGGCUCAAGGCUCUGAUUGAAGACGUAGACGAGCUUGUGACUCCCCUCUUCUGCUCACUAAGACCGCAGGAGAUCCGGAGGCUGGAUGAGGAUAGAAAAAGGUGUCACGUGCUGCAAGGGGAGGAGGAAGAAGAGGAGAAGAAGAUAGCCGGGCUCAAGGAGCAGAGAGACUCGCUGAAGGAGGUCGUGGUGACUGAGACGGAGAAGCUGGGAGCGAUGGAUCGCCGGUUGACAAAGCAGAAGAUCAGAGGAGAGGAAGUGAAGGAGGAGGACGAGAGAAGCUUGCGGGAGCUCGAGCUCAAGAUCCAGAGGAUGUCAGAAGAAGUCGCCGAGCUCACAGAGGAGCUGCAGACGCGGAGGAGGAAGCAGGAAGGACAGCAGGAGCGUGUCGGGGACGAAGCUCAAGAUCUUGAGGAGACAAGAGAACGCUGA
Molecule: messenger RNA, 885 nt
Organism: Guillardia theta CCMP2712
Lineage: Eukaryota; Cryptophyceae; Pyrenomonadales; Geminigeraceae
Exons: 5
Coding region: 1-885 (294 amino acids)
Source: RefSeq, a predicted model, not a curated record